CCCCAAGUGGCAGCCUUGGAGCUCAGGUCUGUGGAACUGCAGAUCUCCAGGAACACCAAGGACCACCACACCCAGGAGAUGGGCUCUUCCAGGCUCAUCUUGCGCCGUGGCCAGACAUUCAUCUUAACGUUGCUUUUCAACCGACCCUUCCAGCCCCCAAAUGACCACCUCACCUUUGUGGCUGAGACAGGACCUGAGCCCACAGAGCUUCUGGGGACCCGAGCCACUUUCUUGCUCAUCCAGCCCCGGCCUGGGAAUAUCUGGAGUGCUUCUGACUUCACGAUUGACAGCAACUCUCUCCAGGUCUUGAUUUUCUCACCAGCUAGUGCAGUCAUUGGCCACUACACACUGAAGAUAGAGAUCUCUCGGGGCCAAGGUCCUGGUGUGACUUACCCCCUGGGGAAUUUCAUCUUGCUUUUUAAUCCAUGGAGUACAGAGGAUGACGUCUACCUGCCGAGCGAAAGCCUGUUGAAAGAGUAUAUCAUGAGUGAUUAUGGCUUUGUUUACAAAGGUCAAGCAAAUUCUAUUACCUCCAGGCCUUGGAACUUUGGGCAGUUUGAAGAGGACAUCAUCGAUAUCUGUUUUGAGAUCCUGAACAAAAGCCUCUAUUUUCUAAAGAACCCAUCCAAAGACCAUUCUCAGAGGAGGGACGUGGUGUACGUAUGCAGGGUGGUGAGCGCCAUGAUCAACAGCAAUGAUGACAGUGGUGUGCUCCAGGGCAACUGGGGGGAGGACUACUCCCAGGGUACCAGCCCUCUGGAAUGGAACGGCAGUGUGGCCAUUUUGCGGCAGUGGUCGGCCAGGGGCGGGCAGCCUGUGAAAUAUGGACAGUGCUGGGUCUUUGCCUCUGUCAUGUGCACAGUAAUGAGAUGCUUAGGUGUUCCAGCCCGAGUCGUUUCCAAUUUCCACUCUGCACACAACACAGAUGGGAACUUGACCAUUGACACUUACUACGACCGAGCCGCAGAAAUGUUGUCGACUCAGAGGCCAGACAAAAUCUGGAACUUCCAUGUCUGGACCGAGUGCUGGAUGAUCCGGAAAGACCUCCCACCAGGGUACAACGGCUGGCAGGUUCUGGACCCCACGCCCCAGCAAACCAGCAGCGGGCUGUUCUGCUGUGGCCCUGCCUCUGUGAAAGCCAUCAAGGAAGGGGACGUCCACUUGCUGUACGAUACCCCCUUUGUGUAUGCAGAGGUGAAUGCUGAUGAGGUCAUUUGGCUUUUUGAGGGUGGCCAGGCCCAGGAAAUCCUGGCCCAUAAUACCAAUUACAUCGGGAAAGCCAUCAGCACCAAGAUGGUAGGGUCAGAUAAGCGCCUGGACAUCACCAGCUCCUACAAGUACCCAGAAGGAUCCUCUGAGGAGCGGUCUGUAUUUAUUAAGGCUUCCCGGAAAUUGCUGGAAGCAAGAAGGAACUCUUCAUCCCUCCUGGAUCUUCUAGGGUCUGAGAGCUUUAAGGAUAACCCUGUGCAGCUGCAACUCCAUCUGGCUAGGGCGCCCAUGUGGGGCCAGGACUUACUGCUCAUGCUACAGGUCCAGAGGAUGCCAGACAGAGUCCGUGCUCAGGACCCCAUUGGCCUGACAGUGCGUUUUUCUGCACAGGCCAUGCUGCAUGGGGGCAGCACUCGGAAACCCUUCUGGAAUUACGUGGUGCGCUUGAAUGUGGAUUUUGAGCAGGAGCUACAGCAGCCGCUCCUGCUGCCCUACAGCAAUUACAGGAACAAGCUGACGGAUGAAAAGCUGAUCCGCGUGUCUGGCAUCGCUGAGGUUGAAGAGACAGGGAAACUCAUUCUGGUCCUAAAAGAUUUCUCUCUGGAGCCUCCCCACUUAUCCAUUGAGGUGUUUGAAAGGGCUGAGGUGGGCAAGGCCCUGAACAUCUACAUCACCCUCACCAACACCCUAUUGGUUCCUCUGAGUAACUGUACCCUGGUUCUGGAGGGAAGUGGCAUCGUCAAUGGGCAGAUAACAAAAGGUCUUGGGACUCUGAUGGCUGGACAGACCAUCCGGAUUCAAACGGAGCUCUACCCCAUCAAAGCUGGGCCCCACCAGCUACAGGUCCUCAUCAGUAGCAGUGAGGUCAAGGAGAUCAAAGGCUACAAGGACAUCGUCGUUGCUGCAGCCUCCGGAGACCUGCCUUUCUAAUGCCCUCCCCAGUCCGUGUCCCAGCCCCACCCCCCACUCCUAGCAGAGCCUCAAGGUGGUGGUGUAGCUCAACCUCUGUAGUGGGGGAAGUGAAACUCUGUAGAACCACUGUGCACCAUGGGAAGAAACAAUAAAGAUGUCAGCUCUCUCCUGCAACUGUGGGGCUGCGUGGGCUCUCUCCG
Molecule: messenger RNA, 2321 nt
Organism: Acomys russatus (golden spiny mouse)
Lineage: Eukaryota; Metazoa; Chordata; Mammalia; Rodentia; Muridae
Gene: Tgm7
Product: transglutaminase 7
Exons: 12
Biological process (GO): peptide cross-linking
Molecular function (GO): protein-glutamine gamma-glutamyltransferase activity
Source: RefSeq, a predicted model, not a curated record